AUGGGGACAAACAAACGGCCCCGCAGGAGCAACAACCCACCACAGUCCCCGCCUUCAGCAUUACUUGGAGAGGAAGACGGCCCUGCCCUUUCUGCGCCGGACAAGCCUAUUGACACGCAACAAGAGCUCGAAGCGUGGCAGGAAUUUGCAGCAGAUCAUUACGAAACAGUCGAGCAGCUCCCGCUGGAGCUGCAUAGGAACUUCAGACUGCUCAGGGAGCUGGAUGAUGGCGCACUUGCACAAUUGGGGAUGUUGCAAGAUUCCAUGCGACAGUACAUCCAGGAGAGAAUAGCUUUGGAGCAAUUCGAAGCUCCUAAAGAGGUACCGCAACGCGUUCAAGAAGGAGAUCCAUCGCGUGGGUCUCCGAUUCCGGGGCCAAGUCCUGCAGAAACGCCUCUCAAAAACACACCUUCCCUUGCAGCUCAUGGCGAAGAGUCAGCAUCUCAACUCGAGAAGCAAAAACAUGAUGAAGGCAAAGGAUAUUUGGACGUGGAGAUGACCGAGGUGCCUUCAAAUAAACAUCAUUCUCCUUCCGACCCUGCUUCUCAAACCCUCGACACACUUGAAGACGACAACGCGCCCGAAGCAGAGGGUCCCGGAGACACGACCCCCGCGAGAGACUCGAGUACCCUAGCAGAUCCGUUGGAGGGACAGAUCGGUCCUGUCGACGGAGUGGCAUCUGCGGAUGGAGUACGAUCUGAGGGGAAAUAUGCCAAGGCGGUGGAAGCGGAAAGCGGUACCAUUUCGUCGCCGGGUCAAUCACAGCGUCGAGAAACAAAUGAUACCGCACCCCAGCAGCCAUCCUUCCUCCGCCCUCCUGGCCCUCACUCUCUCCUCCCCGAGAUUGCUCGUCUCUCCCGAGAACUCGUCCGCACUAGCGAUGAGAAAGUGGCGGUCGCCAUCGGUGCUUACAACGCCAUCGACAGGCAUAUCCGCGCUCUUGACUCUGCUCUCACAGCCCAAGAAGCCUCCAUUCUUCUCGGCCUCCGCCCCUCCACCCUUCCGUCAAACGCUAUCGACCACACCCUCGCACACGAUGGAGGUAGUGCCAAGACCGGCCUUCCAGGUGGUUCUGGCCCUGGUGUAGGUAGCGGCACUUUUGCUGGGGUGGACGGCCUGGCAGAAGGGGAUGAAGGGGAAAUCAGCUUGGGGCUCGGAGGCGGGGGUACAAGGAAGAAGGGGAAGAAGCGAAGAAAUAGAAAGGGGCGGCAGGAAGAGGCCGGGGGCGUCGGAGCGCUGGGUCACGAACAGGAAGAUUGGAGCAUACCAGUUGAUCCGCAAGUUUUCUCUGUUGCUACUGGCCUCUGGAAGGCUGACACGAGAUGUACAGGAACGAGCCAAGAUAUUGUUACUGCCACAGGGUUUCGUUCGGCGAAAUGA
Messenger RNA from Cryptococcus amylolentus CBS 6039, 1380 nucleotides. RefSeq lists its product as hypothetical. The transcript has 3 exons. The record is from RefSeq and is a predicted model, not a curated record. Bases 1 to 1380 code for a protein of 459 amino acids. NCBI's taxonomy places the organism in Eukaryota, Fungi, Basidiomycota, Tremellomycetes, Tremellales, Cryptococcaceae.